Messenger RNA from Poecile atricapillus (Black-capped chickadee), 3176 nucleotides. It is a transcript of the gene WDR18, whose product is annotated as WD repeat domain 18. Lineage: Eukaryota; Metazoa; Chordata; Aves; Passeriformes; Paridae. Gene Ontology annotation, molecular function: protein binding. The record is from RefSeq and is a predicted model, not a curated record. Gene Ontology annotation, cellular component: nuclear pre-replicative complex. Gene Ontology annotation, biological process: rRNA processing; DNA-templated DNA replication. The transcript is spliced from 10 exons. The coding region runs from base 48 to 1346 and encodes 432 amino acids.
GCUCUGGGCCGCGGCCGCGCUCUCUGUGGCCCUGGCGGACCGCGAAGAUGGCGGCGCCCAUGGAGGUGGCGCUGGUGUCGGACGCGGCGGGGCCGCUCUGCAACUGCUCGGUCUGGGAGCUUCACUCGGGUUCGGCCCUGCCCGGGUACCGCGGCGGCAACAGCGGCCCGCGAGGGCUGGCGCUGCUGGGCGGCGAGCACCUGCUGGGGGCGCAGCUCGGCAAGAGCUACAUCAACGUCUGGGAGCUCCAGAGGAAGGACCAGCUGCAGCAGAAGAUCAUCUGUCCCGGGCCUGUGACCUGCCUGACGGCCUCUCCCAACGGGCUCUAUGUCCUGGCCGGGGUGGCCGAGAGCAUCUACCUGUGGGAGGUGUCCAAUGGGAACCUCCUCGCCAUCCUGAACCGACACUACCAGGACCUCACGUGCCUCUGCUUCACUGAUGACAGCAGCCACUUCCUCUCAGGGGCCAAGGACUGCCUGGCCCUGGUGUGGAACCUCUACAACGUGUUGCAGGCAGAGCCCUCCCAGAUCCCUGACCCCCGGCACGUCUGGUCCCGGCACAGCCUCCCCAUCACCGACCUGUGCUGCGGCUUCGGAGGGCCCCUGGCACGGGCUGCCACUGCCUCCCUCGACCAGACAGCCAAGCUCUGGGAAGUCUCCUCUGGGGAGCUCCUGCUUUCUGUGCUCUUCGACGUGGGGAUCAUGGCUGUGACUCUGGACCUCUCUGAGUACCACAUGUUCUGCGGGGGCAUGGAUGGCUCCAUCUUCCAGGUUGACCUCUGUGCCUGGCCAGUUCAGAGAGACCGGACCUUCCAGUCAGAGCGGGAGAACACGAAGGUCUUUAAAGGGCACAGGAACCAGGUGACGUGUCUGUCAGUCUCCACAGACGGCAGCCUCCUGCUCUCGGGCUCUCACGACGAAACCGUCCGGCUGUGGGACAUCCAGAGCAAGCAGUGCCUGAAGACGAUGAAUCACAAAGGUCCAGUGACAAACGCCUUCAUUGUGCUGGCCCCUGCCAACAUGUUCAACCCUGAUGGGAAGCCCAGCGUUCCCCUGCCCAAGUUCAGCAGACACCUGCACGGCACCGAGAGCAGCGACGAGCCGGGCACUGAGGGGGUGACACUGCGCCUGGGGCUGCACCAGCAGGAGCCUGGGCAGAGCUACCUGGAGAAGGCAGAGAGGAUGUACUCGCAGAUGCACUCCACGAGGGAAAAGAACCUGGUGGGAGACCAGGAGCACCUGACGAUCCAGGUGAGCGAGCUGGAGGAGGAGGUGAGCAACCUCCGGAAAAUCAACAAGGACCUCUUUGACUUCUCCACUCGCAUCAUCACCAAACCAGCCAAGUGAAGAGGCUCCCCCCCGCCCUCGCACCCCUCCGCCUCUCCCUGUCCGGCUCCUGGGGAAGAACCUGCCCGCCCUCGGGCACCGCCCAGCCGGCUGCGAGCGCCCGGCUCACCUUCCCCUGCCUCGGCACACGCCACCGCCUCCACCUGCUCCGUGAGGCGGGACUGAGAGCGGCGCGGGGACCACCAGGGGACAGCACGGGGACCCUGCUCAGCCCGACUCGGGGCCGGGGGGCACUCGGGCAGCCGCUGCAGGAGGAGCGUCCAGCGUCGCCGGCUCCUGGGAGGGCUCAGGAUGCAGCUCCUGCUCAUUCCCCAACCCUUCCCCUGCCCCUUUUUUGUUUCUUUUCGUUACUUGACCCUGCAGUGCAGACAGAAAAGUGUUUUUCUCUCAAUACCAGUUUGAGAUUGGAUUUUGGAGACCCCCCUUCUGCCCACCCUGUCCUGGGGAUUGCUGCUCAGUGCCACUGGACCCCGUGCUCUGGACAGCAGGGGCUGAGUGGCUCCUGCUCUGGGGGUGAAGUGAGGGUACUGCUGCAACAGGUGUGGGGGUCCCUGGCUACCAGGGCUGAGGAGGGGGCUCCUGCUCCGUCUGGCAGGCAGGGCCUGGGGUGUUCCUGGGCUUGGAGCACAGGUGGUGGUUUUGGGGUGUAGGGUCACUCUGGGAAGGGGUGGGGGGGCCAGCAAGGUGCUAUUUCCAAUCUCGUCAAUCAACAAUUUAUAUAUAUUUGGAUCCAACGACUCUGUUUUCACGGUGUUUGGGGACUCGGCCUUUUGUAUUGUCACAGCAUGGCAGCGGGGGUUGUGGGUUUUGUUUAGGUUUAUUUUUUACAUAAAAGAUUUGUUUUUUAUAGUGAAAGAUGCCCACGUUGGUUUUUUUAACAACCCUUGUGUGCCCACAGACCUUGACUACCUAUCACUGCAUCCCUGGGGCUGCCCACUGGGAGUGGGAAAGUGCUUCCUUAGCCCCAAACUGCCCAGUUGCCUUCACCCUGAGGGUCCCUCCCUGUCCCUACAGGGUGUUGAGGUGUCCCCUGGCCAUCCCUCUUUGUCAUUCCCCCGCCCCCGUUCAAUACACCAAGUGCAGAUGAUUUAAAGUGCAUUUUAAAACCAGAGCAUCCAAGCAUCCCCAGCUCCCGCCAGCUCCCCAGAAGAUGCUUUUAGCUUAAUCACUGGAGUCUGUUCCUUUCCCUUCCUCUCCUGCUCCUCCUCUUCUUCCCAAGGCUUUGGAUCAACAUUCAUGGGCUGCAGCAGGGACUGUCACCCGGAGCCAGGGGCUGCAGUGGGGCAAGAGGUGGGAGCACAUCCCUCCUGCAGGGAGCCCUCGGAGACCCCCAGGGAUGCAGCCUCCAGCCAAGCCCAGACCCCAGCACUCCCUCCCAGUCAUCCCACAUUUUCCCAGUCCCCCCAGUGGAGUUCCUGUUGGGGUGCUGCACUUAGAGCAGAAGGGAGGAUGGGGCUUCCCCGAGAGCCCCCCCUGUGCUGUGCCUGGUGUUUGGGGGGGCUUUUUCAUUCCAAGAUCCUGCUGCCCCUCCUGCGUGGACAGUGGGGGCUGCCCUGUGUUUAGCCCUGUGAGAAGGAGCUGCCAGGGGCCCCAUGAUCGGGGGAUCAUGAUAGGGGAGACCAGCACCCCACGACCCUCUGUGCUCUGGCAGGAUUUGCGCUGCCCUCCCCUCAGGCCCAGCUCCGCAGGGGAAUUCAUUAGCCGUGACUCAUUACAUUUAUCGAUAUUACAUGAAUCGAUACUUUUUGCCAGAUGGAUUUUGGCUCCAUCCUUCAUUUUUCCUUAUUAAUUUAGCGUGACUCCGGCCCCGGUUGCUGUUGUUUGUGUGCC